AUGCCGCCCAGGACGAGAGCGGGGGUGCAAAGCCAGAAACAAAAGGAAAAGCUUGCCAACUCCUACAAUGAAUUACUUGAGGAAUUUUCAUCCAAGGACCUUCGCAGCGUGGGGAAUUACUCUCUAGGAAGAUUAAUUGGAAAGGGCUCUUUUGGAAAGGUCUAUCUCGCGUCACAUAAGCUCACCAAUGGCUCCAAGGUCGUCCUCAAGUCCUCUAGCAAGGAGGAUACCAACCUCGCGCGUGAAAUCCACCACCACCGCCAAUUCCUUCACCCUCAUAUUGCGCGUUUGUAUGAGGUCGUCGUCACAGAGGAAUUAGUCUGGCUUGUGUUGGAAUUCUGUCCUGGCGACGAACUUUAUAAUUAUCUCCUCCGCCAUGGCCCGCUGCCCGUCGAGAAAGUGAAACGGAUAUUUACCCAGUUGGUCGGCGCGGUGGCGUAUGUUCACAGCAAGUCGUGUGUUCACCGGGAUCUCAAAUUGGAGAACAUCUUGCUGGAUAAACAUGAAAAUGUCAAACUGUGUGAUUUUGGAUUCACACGUGAGUAUGAAGGGAAGGCCAGCUACCUACAGACUUUCUGCGGGACCAUCUGCUAUAGUGCUCCGGAGAUGCUAAAAGGCGAGAAAUAUGCUGGUGAGAAGGUCGACCGCAUUCUCACCGAAGACCCCAUCUACAACGACAAGUUCACAGAUGAGGCAAAGGCGUUAAUCAAUCUUCUCCUCUCUAAGCGGCCGUUGAUUCGGCCGAGUCUGGAGGACAUCCUCUCACAUCCAUUCCUUUCUGAACACGCACCUGAACAACUCGCCAUCCUCAAAAUCCCCCAGCCUUCUCCAUUCACCACACCUUUGGAAAAAACGACCUUACAGCGGAUGAAGAGUGCCGGUGUCAACAUUGAUGAGGUUAUUGAGAACGUUCUGGCGCAACGAUGUGACCCUCUGGCUGGAUGGUGGGCCCUGUUGAUUGAGAAGGAGCAGCGGAAAGAAAAGAAGCGAGAGAAGAAACGACAGCAGCGAGAGGUGGAAGCGAAGAACAUGCGCCGUCUUAGCGCCGCGAGCAGUCGCUUGGAAAAACUCUCGGCCGCUUUAGUUGAAGUCGAUGAAGAAGGGCAUGCCAACUCGGAUAGCCAGCUGCACGAGCGCGGACGCCGAGAUAGGCGAAGCCUUCCUUCUCAACUUGCAGUCCCAGAGCUACCCUCGCUACCCGAACCUCUCCCUGUACGCACGCCAGAAGUGACAACUCCGUGCUCAGUCGACAAGGAAUCCAUACGUUCCAACUCGACAAUGCGACGUCGUCCUAUUCCCCCGCCGAAGGACAAGAGACGGUCCUCCCGGCCCAGCAUGCUACAUGUCAGUGCCUCGCAGCCAGAAUUGACACAACACCAUGGUAUCUUCCGACGCCGUACCAAUAGACGCCAUCAUCCGAUAAUCAGCCAGCUCGCACAGUUGAAACAUUGGUUUGCGGAAACUGCCAAACGCGCUCGCUCCCCCGGUUCCAAAUCGUCCGGGUCCCGCAAAUUCCUCUCCGAGAAAUUCAGCCCUGCGAAAAGCCAAGAUACUGGAAAGAAAGCUUCGUCCCCUUUGUCCGCGACUAAUAUACAACCCGAAGAAAUUGUAACACCUACGCAAAAUAAACGGAUCUCGGCGGCGAGUAGCUUGGCUCCCAGCACCACGUCCUUUAAAUACUGGCCACUCCAGUAUUCGCAGCAAUCGAAGCAAUCGCAACUCGCUGUCACCGUCGCCAAUUACGCCCCGUGGCUCAUACCGGCGAUCCUCGGCUGGACUGCGUGGACGGAAGUCGACAUCUUCGUCUGUGUCCUCGAUACGCAGCAUACAUCAUACUCGAGCCCAUUCCAAAGCGUCCUCGAUUUCAUCGAACAGCAUGGACACUGUCGCGACACCGACUGCCAGAAUUUCGAAGUCUCCGCACAAUUCCAUCAAGCAAUAUCCGACUUGUCCGUGGGCCUGGAGGUGCUCCUGAGAGAAGUUGUCAAUACUGGCGAAAUGCCGUCGGCUUUUAAUGAAGCUGCGCCUACUCCGCUGCUGUACUCGCCUUCUUCGAGCUUGGUCUUCGCCCGACGCAAACGAUCUGCCUUCAAGGGACCCAUGAUUCACACAACCAAUCUGACGGUGUCCAGCGGAAUGGUUCAUUCGCCUGUUCCUGGUCAGCCGGUCGAAGCCAGCCAAUCCCUCCCUCCUGUUGGACGACCGGCAGCGCGAAAGAGUCAAAUUAUUGAAGAAGAGGAAGAUGAUGGCUUUGAGGACGAAAUUGAAGAGGUCGAUGAGUUUGACGGUCCAGGGGAAGAAGUUGAAGAAAACGAUGGUCAGACUGGACAUGAUGAGACUCAGACUCUCAGGGAGAGCAACCGCUCUAUGAGAGAGGCUGAGACUGCCGAAGCCACAGAACCUAGUACCCCUGCGUCAACCCACAAGAGCGCCCUCGAGCCCGCGGCCGAACUAGAAUCUAGUCCGCUCCGACCUCCACGCUCCUCAUCACUGAAUUCCCCUCCGCCCGAGACAGCGGCAGCAGUCGCAGCAGUCCUUGCCAACAAAACCGCCAACGACGAAGCUGAAGCUCCUACUAGCCAAAGUGCCGAGGCAAAUGCAACUAUUGACGCAGCUCCUGCUAAGCCUGUCACCACUGAUUAA
Molecule: messenger RNA, 2643 nt
Organism: Penicillium manginii
Lineage: Eukaryota; Fungi; Ascomycota; Eurotiomycetes; Eurotiales; Aspergillaceae
Product: non-specific serine/threonine protein kinase
Exons: 8
Coding region: 1-2643 (880 amino acids)
Biological process (GO): protein phosphorylation
Molecular function (GO): ATP binding; protein kinase activity
Source: RefSeq, a predicted model, not a curated record